CUGGGCUACCAGGUACCAAAGGAGAUCGAGGAACCGUCGGGGAAAUGGGUCCUUCAGGCGUCAGUGGCGAGCCGGGAUUGCCAGGAACCAAAGGCGAAAUCGGCCCUGCGGGUCCAGUCGGUACUUCGAUUACUUCCAGUGUCGAAGGAGCCAAAGGAAAUCAAGGAGAUCGAGGCAAACGGGGCAAGCCAGGUCCUCCGGGACCUCCUGGACCUCCAAGCGAACCGUCCAAAUCAGGAUCGUCUUCGUCGUCGCAAGGUGGUGAGGAGAGCCCAAAAGGUGUGGCGCCGGGAAUAGUCACCGUCACCAACAUGGAAGCUCUUUUCAAGAUUUCAGACGUCAGCCCCGUCGGAACCAUCGCCUACCUCAACGAGGAGGAGAGUAUUUUACUCCGCGUCCGCAAAGGCUGGCAGUACAUUUCGAUGGGGAAAUUUGUGCCGUUGCCGACCCCGACGACGACGACGACAAUUCCGCCGCCAACCACAUUGAAAAAGUCGGCGCCCAGCGCUGCGGAGAACAUGAUCCCGAAAAUCCCCAGAGUUCCCGGUUUGCGGUUGGUGGCGUUGAACGAACCCCUUACUGGAAACAUGGGCGGCAUCCAGCGCGUGGACUACGCGUGUUACAGACAGGCCCGUCAAGCCGGACUCAGAGGAACUUUUCGAGCCUUUUUAGCUUCGCGUGUACAGAAAAUUGACAAAAUUGUCCGUCCUCCCUACCGUGGGUAUCCAGUCAUCAAUCUCAGGGGUGAGAUGCUAUUCCGGACGUGGAACGAUCUGUUCCAUGGCAGGAGCGCCAGCGAAUUAUCCCCUGCCCGUCGACUGCGACACGACAUUUACAGUUUCAACAACCGCAACAUCUUCAACGACAUUGUCUGGCCGCAGAAGGUGGUCUGGCACGGAGCCGGACCCAGUGGCGAACGCCAACUCGACUCGUACUGCGACGCCUGGACGUCCAGCGACGCCAAGACGCUCGGAGUGGCCGCCUCUCUCAUCGCUUCCUCUCCGUCCUCCCACCAACAGCAGCAGCAGACGGGCGGCGGUGGCGGUGGCAAAUUGUUGGCCCAGGACAAAUUCUCCUGUCAGAACCGAUUCGUCGUCCUGUGCAUCGAAGCCACUAGCCAAGUGGUCGCCAGUGGGUGGGUGAAGCGGGUCGUCGAGCAUUUCGAACAGAAAACUAUCUGAAUACAACGACUUGUUGUCGAAAAAAUAAGUAUAAUCUGUAAUGAAGUAAAACAAAUAAAAGAAUUUCCAAACUAAUUCCAAUUUAAGUCAAAACUUCACCCUGAUUCACCUGUUUUCUAUUGAAUAGUAGGCUAAUAUUAUUCAUUUCCUUUUCCGUGUAAAGUCUCAACAGUCCUAUCCUAAUCAUCUAACUAUUUCAAUCACCAUCAUAAUAAAACCCAGGCUAUAGAAAUUCCAACCAGGUACAGUCAAAAUCCGAAAGUCUUUCUUGAAAAGUUCUGUCUUUUUCUUCUUUUCAAAAAAUGUUGUUUAUGCCAAAGUCCCGAAUAUUUCGCAAUGGGAUUUUUGUUUCGUUUGAUGGUUGGACACUUUGUAACCGAUUUCUUUUGGCAACUUUUGUAGGACCGUCUUCGUCGUCGCAAGGUGGUGAGGAGAGCCCAAAAGGUGUGGCACCGGGAAUAGUCAUGCAUCUGUUCUUGUGUACAUCCAUGUGAGUGUGGAUGUAUUCACGAGGACAUGAUUCAUUCCUUUUCCCUCAUCAAGUCUGGAUUUUAUUCGUCCAGUUAAAACACCCACUCGAUUAAGAACAGGCGUGGCCUUCGUGCAACAUCGAUGACAGCAUGCGCCUUUGGAUAUGGAGUUAUACACAAUAACAGCACCGCACCCUAUGAUGAACCCGAGG
Molecule: messenger RNA, 1863 nt
Organism: Daphnia pulicaria
Lineage: Eukaryota; Metazoa; Arthropoda; Branchiopoda; Diplostraca; Daphniidae
Product: collagen alpha-1(XV) chain-like
Exons: 8
Coding region: 45-1181 (378 amino acids)
Source: RefSeq, a predicted model, not a curated record